AACGCGCGCCCAGGUGUAGUGGACAGCCAUCAGUGCAGGUUUCCUCACCUGUAGAUCCAGCGCAACGGACGUGCAUAUCAACAAGCGGACCGACCCCUCCCCGAGCUCUUGUCCAUCAUUUGAGAGCAGUCACUGUUGAAUUAAUGCCGUUUUAACCAGAUCCAGAGACUGAACAUGUGACAAGACGAAAAAGCGGAAAUAUUUGUUUCGUGGACUGAUUAUUUUUCCUCUCCGGUGAUGGAACCUUAGAUAGAGGGAGAAAUCAGGAAAUCUUAGGGGAAACUUAACUUCAUAAGAGGACAUUCAUCCAAACAGAACUUUAUUUCUUAUCAUCAUGAGCGUUCCCAAGGAAUAUCGUGGUCUCCUGUAUGUUUCAUAUGUUCUUCUUCAUGUGUUGUGCUUGUUUAAUGUGUCGUUUGCAAAGAAGUGCCUACAUCAUGAAGGACCUGUCGUGGAAAUGUGUACUGACAGUGUAAUCCAGGCUCAACAUGCAGUCAUAAUAGAAACUUCUUUAUUUUCCGGAAAAGGGAACUGUGUAUGUACAUUCAAUGUAACUGGUGAUUACCUGGAAAUAGGCCAUCUUGACUUUCCCGAGCAAUGCGGCAAUAAGUUAGACUUCCAUCUAGGAGCGGAAGGAAGUCCUCAUAGUGACGUUCAGUCUAUUGAAUGUACCAAAGUCACGGCAGAGUUCAAUACAACGGAAGUGAAGGAAGGAAAUGUUCUGUUAUCACAAACGGAAUUUGGUGCCGCGGAACCAGGAUCAUCUUGCGUUUCUAUGGAAACGGAUCCAAAUGAGUUUGUUUAUGUGCACUGCGAGGCUGUCGUAGAAGAGAGCACAAGAACCCUGACUUCAGACACCACUACAGACAACAAGCUGACUCCUAUUUCCAUUAAAGAUAUGUUUCAAGAUCAGUCAACUGGAGCGUCAAAUGCAAUUCAGGAACUUCUGAGUAAAUCCGGAUUAAGUCAGGAUAGUAUUUUUAUGGAACCCAAUCUCAUACAGACUCAGUCAAUCAACUCGCUCAAUCUGAUGGACAAAAUGGUCACUCCGGAAAUGAUAGGUGAAGAUAUGACUGCUUCAACACCAAGGAGUGUUUCAUCUCCCAUGUCAACAAAACAGCCCACAGCUGAAACAACUGUAUCUUCUGCAACAGUCCCACAAGAAACAUCAUUACUCGAAACUACUGAACCAACAACAGUCUCUCCUUCAGUUUCUUCAUCUGCUACUCAGGAAACAACUGCUCAGACUACCAAGGGUUCUGCCAUUUUUUCAACUGUUUCACAGAAAACAUCUUCAACCUCAUCACAAAGGUCUUCUACCACCACAACCACUAGUCAUCCGACAACACCCGUUGUUGAUUCUUCAUCUCUCACUUCUACUGUUGCGAGCACCUUGUCAACUUCAACACAAAAAUCUGAAUCUCAUACGGAUGAACACAGUCUCUCAUCAUCUACAUCAUCACCAUCAACAACAAGGAGUAGUUCUAGUUCAAACCCAUCAUCAACCCCACAAGCAGUAACACAGACAACCAGCUUGAAAGUGGAAAAAACAACAGUUGAAGAGAACGUCACACCAAGUGUACCUCCAUCUUCAACAACAGUGUCAAAUGAGGUGAAAACAACAAUUUCAACACAAGAGACAUCAUCUACAACUGCAGCAAUAAAUGUUACCUCGAGAGACAAAGGUUCAGAGACCACAACACAAGAACCUACAACAAAGUCGGUAACACUAGAUGUGUCACCGACUAUGAAAAGUUCAGACAUAACUACAACCAUUUUGUCAACAACUGUUCUGGGACUGUCCUCAAAACAGGAAAAAUCUACAUCUUCCGCACCAAGCUCAGACCUGACGACAUCUGUUUUGUCUUCCACGCCAAAAAGUUUACCCGUCACAACGUCCCCAGUGGAUAAUAUUCCAUUGAAAAUGCCUGAAGUGUCAAAGACAGCACCAUCAGAUUCAGUUGAGACAACGACGACGAAAAUAUUUCCGACCAAAGCUGUAAAAGAUACAGUUUCAACACCAAGCAUGCUGGAGCCAUCAACUCCUGAAAUUGUAUCCACCUCUCAGUACACGUUUUAUACCGCUCUUCCUGACUUAAACGAGCUCUAUUCAGAAGAACUUCAACGCAUAGGGUCUUCUACAGUAUUCCCUGUUCACAUAGCAGAAAUCAAAACGACAACGAAAUCAGAUAUGUUCAAAACAACAAGCUCUCCUGGUGUUCUGAACGAGAAAGCAACAACAGAGGCGAAAAUAACAACAACUGAUGCAGCAACGACAGAGAAGACAACGACAACAGACUCGCCCAGCACAACAUCUGAGACGUCAAAAACAACAGCGUUUGUAAAACCAACAGCAAUGUCCGUCACAGAGGUGCAAUCAGAAACAACAAGCAAUGCUGUUACAAAGCAAUCCAGUACUACAGAUAAUGAACCAUCGGAAGCUCCUAUCACUUCAACAAUAAGAACAACUAAAGAAGCAACAACGAAGGUAGUUUCCAGUACAACAACUGUCAAACCCACAACCUCAACGGCAAAGACAACAACAUCGACACAAACGACAUUUAAACCAACAACAGAAAAGGUUGUCCCAACAAUAGCUAUAAAGACAACAAACGCUCCAGUUGACCAUGGCCAUCAUCAUGAUCAUGCGACUCCAGAACCAACCUUUGUACCAAGCAUCAAACCAAGAGGAGACGUAGAGACGAAGACUGCUCAACCCAUGAUCGUCAACAAGCCUGUCAUGACGAGACUACCUCCCAUCGUCAUCCCUGUUGACGGGACGAAGCAGAUCACGUUCAAGCCGUCGUUCACCCCGGAACAUAAGGACUCGGAUCACUCACACGGUAAAUCACACGAGGAAAGCAAGCCGCCUGCGGAUCUCUCCACGGUGGACGAUUCCGAACAGCUUGAUGACGACACUAUUACAGUUAUCGUGGUCGGGUCUGUGAUCGGUAUCCUAGUCUUCAUCGCCAUCAUCGUCAUUUUGACGACAUUUUUGAAAUCAAGGAGAAAUGCUAGCAAACAGACGGAAGAAAAGGACGACAUAGAAAUGAACGGAGGGACCAAAGGAAUAGAUAAUCCGCUGCUCCAGUUAGAGGAAGAGGAAUCAAUGGCAGCUAAUGGAACAGCCAGUCAUGCCAACGGAAAGGCGAACGGGGUGGUAGAAGGAAAAGUGGAAGAGUCUCCAAAGGAAAUUGCAAAAGACAGCGGUGCGGAAAAUAUCUCAGCGGGAGAGAAGACGACGACAGAAAAUAAAUCUGAAGAUAUCUAGUGAAAUCUGAACCGACAUUGACUUUUUCAGCAGUUAUUGUUAAAUUGUGUGUCUGUUUCUCAUGCGGCGCAAUGAAAAAUGCAGUGAGCCUUAUACCAAAGUGACUCUUUACUUUUUAUACUUGAAAAUUUAAAACAUAUCAUGUUUACAGGGUACACGUUUUAAAUGAACUUUUUUUCAUAUUAUAUCAGACUUUCAGUUUUAGAAAGUAAUACAUCGAUUGCUUUAUCGGCUAUCCAUGACUCGUUUAACUUUUAGAAACAAUGCAAAAAUAUUUUAAUUGAAACAAUUUUUGCAUUCUUAUAUAGGGUAGAUUUGAUUAUAGAUUGUUGAUGAAACAUUUUCUAAAUCUGAGUGUUUCUAGUCAAAUGUGAAUAAUGCACUUGACAUGCUCACUGGGGAUGAACUACUGUAUUUUACCGUAUUCAUGUUGAUGCACUGUGUUAAAACAUAGGAAAUUCACCCAACAUCGAGUGUUAAUAAACGUAGAUUAGUUUC
Molecule: messenger RNA, 3769 nt
Organism: Magallana angulata
Lineage: Eukaryota; Metazoa; Mollusca; Bivalvia; Ostreida; Ostreidae
Product: mucin-5AC-like
Exons: 6
Coding region: 335-3271 (978 amino acids)
Source: RefSeq, a predicted model, not a curated record